This is a messenger RNA of Humulus lupulus (European hop), 588 nucleotides long. RefSeq lists its product as uncharacterized. The transcript has a single exon. NCBI's taxonomy places the organism in Eukaryota, Viridiplantae, Streptophyta, Magnoliopsida, Rosales, Cannabaceae. The record is from RefSeq and is a predicted model, not a curated record. Bases 1 to 588 code for a protein of 195 amino acids.
AUGCCCAAGAAAGAAGAAGUUAAGAGUGUUGUUUUUGAGUUGCACCCCCUUAAGGCCCCAGGACCGAACGGUAUGUCAGGAUUCUUUUACAUGAAGUAUUGGGAUAUUACAAGCGACAACUUUACUGAUUGUGUUCAAGACAUCUUUAGGACAGGAUAUUUUGAUCCAAAGGUGAACCACUCUUUCAUUUGCCUCAUCCACAAGAAAGAAAAUGUGGAUACAGUGGACAAUUUUAGACUGAUUAGUCUUUGCAAUUUCAUAUACAAAGUUAUUUCUAGGCUAGUGUCAAAUAGGAUGCGAGGGAUAAUUGGGAAGUUGAUUUCCCUUUUUCAAGCUGCUUUCAUUCUGGGAAGAUGGAUUGUUGAAGCAUCUAUUUUAACUCAAGAGAUUGUCCACACCAUAAAGAAGAAAGGAAAAGGAGGGCUUACGGUGAUUAAUGUGGAUAUGCAUAAAGCCUAUGAUAGAAUGGAAUGGCAUUUCUUAUUGCAAGUGUUGAAAGAAAAUGGUUCUCGGCUCAUUUUUGCAAACUCAUUAUGUGGUGUGUAUCUUCAGUCUCCUUUUCGAUCCUUCUUAAUGGUUCCCCUCUGA